Molecule: messenger RNA, 4880 nt
Organism: Penicilliopsis zonata CBS 506.65
Lineage: Eukaryota; Fungi; Ascomycota; Eurotiomycetes; Eurotiales; Aspergillaceae
Exons: 8
Coding region: 307-4482 (1391 amino acids)
Source: RefSeq, a predicted model, not a curated record
GCGGAUAAGUCAAAGAUAUGAAGCUGCAUAGCUGCAUAGCUGUAUGGCUAUUCCCUCUUUAUUGUCAAAUGCAGACGUAGAAGAGGUCUGCAGUCAGAGUCAAGAUCCAAAUGGCUCCUUCCUCUGUUUGUGUCGGGCGCCCGCCUGAAUGGUCAUGUGACUUCUACGCGUUGAUCAAAUCGACGCGACGCGCUGGUUGAGCAAGACGCAAACUUCCACCAGCCAAACGUUCAAGGAGGGCAGUAAUGCCUUUGAGGCCGUAUCUAUUUUGUCCUACGAGUACGAGUCGAUACCUUACCACCCAUCAUGGAAUCCAUUGAUGAGGCCUUCCACAGAGACAUGAAGGCUGCGAAGCCAGACGUGUCCAUCGGAGAAGAUGUCUACUUGGUGGGCUUGUUGAAGCAUAAGAAAAUCCCUGCAGAUGCAAAUUUCAAGGCAGAUGUCUUGUGGGUCAAAUGCCGCGCACGCAGCAAAGUCUCCCACCUGAAAGCCCAAUACCUGGAGCGGUAUCUAUUGUCGCAAGACAUACAUCUAAGGCACUGCGGUGUGUUCCUGCCGGGGGGUAAGAGGAUCGGGGAGCUUGAUCGCGAUGGCGACCGUGUGAUCGCGAUCGAGGUGAUUGCGGAAGGAGACAUGUUUGCCCGACGACGAGAUAUAUUUAAGCCCCUGGUGAAUGACAGUCCAAGGAAUACUUUGACACCGCUUGCACAUGAGGGCUCGGUCAAAGAGGAACCUGGUUCUCAAUCACCGUGGUUGUCUCCAGCGUUGUCGAGUAAUCGCGGCCAACUCCAGACUCCCCUCAACAAGAAUAUGUCUCCAGCCAUUCACGAGGCUGAGCAUUCCCAAAGUCCUGCUUCACUUGACCGAAUUGCUCCCGCCGCGACCACGGAGACCAUACCCGUCGACUUUGAUGAAUUCGUCGAGCGGUGUGCCAUGCGAGAUUUUGUUCAUGAACGUCUAGCUGAAAAUUUUCCUCAACGCAAGAUGGCUGUUCGCUUUAAAAAAAAGCGGGAAGAUAUUGUAUCUUUAUGGCCGAUCUUGUCUAAAGUCCAUAAGGUGCACAGGACAAGAGCACGUCUAUUCCUUGAAGAUAUGGAUAAUAAAGGAUCACGAUUCCUACUUGACCAUUUCAUUCAGAAUAAUGCAGGCUUUUAUCUAUUUCGCUUUUCAUCUAAGGGGCCCAUCCGUCGAUUCAGCACACUAGACGCUUCUUAUACAUUCAUGAAAACCAAAUGGGACGUGUUGUCUAGCGAUACGAGGCAUAAAUGGGCCGAGUAUGCGAGAGAGCUUCGACACACUUCAGCCAUGGGCAAAGAAUUCUUCCCCUUGGUUUCUACACCACACACGACUCUAUCUCACCCUUGCCAGACUGCCAGCCCUGAAAUGGAGUCGAGUAUUGCUCACCCUGAACCGCCCCCGCCGCCUCCACCACCUCACUUGGACCUACAGAAGUUGUUUGCUGAGAGCGAUACUGAAACUCUCGAGGCGGCUGCCAAAGUUGGAGUCGAGUUGCUCGAGUCUCUGAAGGAGCCACUAUCCCGCCUGCCAGCGGAAGAGGCUGCUCAAUGGCUGCAAACCGUUCAGAACAUUCAAGGGCAAGCCGCUCAACCCCGGACUAUUGUCGGCGUCGUCGGUAAUACGGGAGCUGGAAAGUCGUCCAUCAUCAAUGCAAUGCUCGAUGAGGAAAGAUUGGUGCCGACAAAUUGUAUGCGGGCAUGCACUGCGGUGGUCACGGAAAUUUCCUACAAUCAUAGUGAAGACCCAUACCGAGCAGAGAUUGAAUUCAUCGCCCGGGAAGACUGGGAGAAAGAACUGCGCGUCUUGUUCAAUGAUCUGCUCGAUGGCACCGGCCAGAUUUCCCGCGAGGCAACUAACGAAGAUAGUGAGGCUGGUGUCGCAUAUGCCAAAAUUAAGGCCGUAUAUCCCAAGCACACCAGGGAAAUGCUCCAAGAGAGCACCGUGGAUAAACUCAUGCAACAUUCGAACGUCCAGAACGUGCUCGGUGCCAGGCGACAGAUCUCAGAAACCGACUCCCUUCGCUUCUACAAGAAGUUGCUCACCUUUGUGGAUAGCAAGGAGAAAACAACUGGUGAGAAAGACAAAGACCGUCGGUCAUCCGUGGAGAUGGAGUUGUGGCCUUUGAUCAAGGUUGUUCGCCUCUAUGUCAAAGCCUCUGCGCUCUCGACUGGGGCCGUCGUGGUUGAUUUGCCUGGUGUUCACGACUCUAAUGCGGCUCGUUCCUCCGUCGCAGAAGGCUACAUGAAGCAGUGCACCGGCUUGUGGAUUGUGGCUCCUAUAACACGGGCGGUGGAUGACAAGGCCGCCAAGUCUCUCCUCGGCGAAACGUUCAAGCGCCAGCUCAAGAUGGACGGUGGUUUAAACACGGUCACGUUCAUAUGUAGCAAGACCGAUGAUAUUAGUAUCAUGGAAUGCCAAGAUUCCCUAGGCCUUGAAGAGGAGAUGGGUGCUCUCUGGGCCAAGUCUGAAGGGCAUGCCUCUGAAAAACGAGACAUCAAACAACGACUGGAGGAGCUGAAAGAGACGAAGCAGCUUUAUGCGGCCACUACGGAUAGUAUCGAUGAAGAGCUUGAAACGUGGGAGACGUUGAAGGAGGAUCUGGAUGAUGGCAAAACUGUCUUUCCUCCAUCCGACCAAUCGUCGAAAAAGAGAAAACGCAGUGGCGGCCAGAAAGAUUCACGGAAGCAAUCCCGAAACGGAAACUCCGACAUUGAGAGUGAUUCUGUUGCCAGUGACAGUGAUAACCAGAGUGAUGAUGAUGACGAUGAAGGGGGCAACACUCUAUCUCGAGGCGACCCUCUUACCAAAGAAAAAAUUGUAGAAAAGAUUACGGAACUCAAGGCUACGAAGAAAGAGAGUCGGCGCCGCAAGCUAGAUCUGGAAGCUGAAAUCAAAGAGCUGCGAAAACAAGUAUCUGCCAUUGAUGAAGCCGAGUCUGAUGUUCAAGGCGAGCUAAGCUCAAUUGCGAUAUCUGGGCGGAAUAAGUAUUCACGAGGCGCGAUCCAGCAGGACUUUGCAGCUGGUGUCCGAGAGCUUGAUCAGGAACUUGCUGAAGAGGAGGACGCGGCAAAUUUCAACCCAGACGUCGAUGCGCGCGACUAUGAUCAGGUCGCUCAAUCCCUUCCGGUCUUUUGUGUCUCGUCUCGCGGGUAUCAAAAGCUGCAAGGGCGACUCAGAAAAGAGCCUUCUGUACCAGGGUUCCGGACCAUUGAGGAGACCGAGAUCCCUCAACUCCAGGCGCAUUGCAGGAAUGUCACGGAUACUAAUAGAGAAACUUGUUAUCGUCGGUUUCUAAACAGCUUGAACCAACUCCUGAACUCUCUGUGGCUGUGGUCAUCUCCAGAUCUCAAUGGCGCCCAUCUCACUGACGACCAGAAAUCCAAGCAGGCGUCCAUGGUUCGCAGUAAACUUCAACAACUCGAGACUGACAUGGAGACACUCCUUCAAAAAAUCUACCAGGACAUUCGAAAUGAGUUCAAAAGCGCCAUAUUUGACACCUGUGAUACCGCCGUCUCCGCAGCUGAGAAUGCUGCAAGCCAAACUGUCCUCCGAUGGGCAGCGCCGAUCAAUCGUGCAAACCGUGCCGCCGGUGGUUACCUCUGGGGAACGUACAAGGCUAUAUGCCGCCGUAAUGGAACAUAUGCAAACGCUCAAGGCCCUCAUGAUUGGAACGCAGAGUUGAUCGAACCCGUCAUCAAGGCCGUUGCCUCGGACUGGGAACAGAUGUUCUCUCGGCGCGUUCAGUUCUUCAUGAAAAAGGCCACACAGGACAGUGGCAAGCUGUUCGAAUCCUUCCAUAACAGUGUCCAGGACGAAGUUAGUGGGAAUUCGCGAGCUUUGGGGAGUCUUCAGAUGCUGUCGCAUCAGUUAGAAAACUAUCGACGACUGCUCCAUGAUCUUUACGACAACAGCGGUAAAGGCAUCGUGUUGGAAUCGAGGGAAAUCAAUCGUAUGUUCCAACCGGUCAUUGGAGAGGCCCUGAAUGCUGCCUACUAUUCCUGUACGGCAGAACGCGGCCCCGGUAGUUUCAUGAGGAUGAAGGCAACCAUGGCCGAACACGUUGAGAAAGCCCGCUUAACAAUGUUUAGUCAGAGUGCGGACGUUGUGAAAAAUGCUCUCGAGAAGCUUAUUACUUCAGAGAAGAAGAGAGUGAUCGACAGCGCCGAAGAAGUGAUGUUAUCUGUGGAACGAGAUUAUUGCUCUGCACUGAUCGGCAGUCACUCUAUUUCGGGAAAUGCCCUGCCCCGGACGCAGCGUCUGGCGCGCAGUGACAUCUUUAUGAUUCUCGAAAAGUGUGAGCCCAAUUUCAAGCGAUUGGCCGGCUGGGUGGAGGAAUCUGAAAAGGAUUCGAGCCCCGAACUACCCAGUGAUGGACAGCUCACUACUGAUAAUCAGCAACCCAACGAACAGACGGAACAGGCUAUAGGACCUGCCAAAGCCGGUGAAGGUGAAGAUACAGUCUGAUCAAAAACUAUGAGUCGAGCAGCCAGGAUCAACUUGGUGAGAUAUCACUUUUGACAGCUCGAACUGUACAUUCAUUCCCGAUUCCCCUGCCUUUCUUUUUACGCUCUAUUCUCUAUUCAUGAAGCUUAAGCAGGGAUUGGGCCAUAUGCGCAAUACAUAUUGAACUGUCCACAGAUUUUCUUUUGUUCUGGAACGGCAUUGGUUUUGAGCGGACGGAGUGAACAGUGAAUAUUUACUCUCUUUUUGCAAACCCCCUGUACAAUAGGAAUAAAAGAAAUGUGUUUAUUUUCUUAAUCUCUAUGGAUCUAUGAGGAGUCAAGUUCUAGGGUAAUUGAUGUACAGAGCGAACUCUGCAACGUCUAAUACUGUUAACCUGAUUUUGACACCUUGAAGCCGGU